Messenger RNA from Lineus longissimus, 2039 nucleotides. RefSeq names its product GDP-Man:Man(3)GlcNAc(2)-PP-Dol alpha-1,2-mannosyltransferase-like. Gene Ontology annotation, molecular function: GDP-Man:Man(3)GlcNAc(2)-PP-Dol alpha-1,2-mannosyltransferase activity. The record is from RefSeq and is a predicted model, not a curated record. The transcript has 4 exons. Gene Ontology annotation, biological process: protein N-linked glycosylation. Lineage: Eukaryota; Metazoa; Nemertea; Pilidiophora; Heteronemertea; Lineidae. Gene Ontology annotation, cellular component: endoplasmic reticulum membrane. The coding region runs from base 103 to 1533 and encodes 476 amino acids.
GGGGUACUGCGUCUCUGUCUUUCUACCGACCUCUCCUAUAAAGAUGGCAUAAAUAGAAGAGAAGUCUAAUUGAAUGUACUUACUGUCAGUUUCUUGUCUACAAUGAUCACGGCACUGAUCACAACCUGCGUACUUCUCAUCCCAACCUGUGCCCUGGUGUACGUCCUGCUCAGACGAUGGGUGCAAAAGCGAGCCAAGUCUCAACGUCAAAGGUUGAAGACACCUGGGGAUGCUGUUACUGUUGGGUUCUUUCAUCCCUACUGUAAUGCAGGUGGAGGUGGGGAACGUGUCUUAUGGGUUGCUAUCAGGGCCAUGCAGAACAAGUACCCAAACGUUGAGUGCGUGGUGUACACCGGUGAUAGUAAUGCCACCAGUGAAGAGAUCGUCAACCGUGCCCGGGAGCGAUUCAACGUAAAUCUUGUCAGGCCUGUCCGGUUUAUCUUCCUAACAAAACGUGACUGGGUCGAGGCUGGAACAUUUCCAUACUUUACAUUACUUGGACAAAGCUUAGGUUCGAUGUGGCUUGGCUGGGAAGCACUGAUGAAGUUUGUACCCGAUGUGUACAUCGACAGUAUGGGAUAUGCCUUCACAUUGCCACUUUUCAAAUAUUUGGGUAAAUGUCGCGUGGGUUGCUAUGUACAUUACCCAACCAUUAGCACUGACAUGUUGAAUCGUGUUGCUGAGAGACGAGGUACAUACAACAAUGCAUCAUUUGUAGCAAGCAGCCCUGUCCUCAGCCAAGGGAAAUUAAUCUACUACCAUAUCUUUGCUUAUCUUUAUGGGAUCGUUGGAAAGUGUUCUGAAGUUGUCAUGGUAAAUUCCUCAUGGACAGAAGGUCAUAUCUUACAUCUAUGGAAAACAAGGGAUUGUACUCAUACUCUUUUUCCUCCAUGCAACACAACUGAAUUCCUUGGCAUUUCCCUGACGAAAAAAGAAACGGACAAGUACAAGUCCAUUGUCUCCAUAGCCCAGUUCAGACCAGAGAAGGACCACCCGCUACAGAUAAAAUCAUUUGAUGAAUUUCUCAAAUGUGUCCCAUUCGCUGAAAGGAAAUUCUACAAGUUAAUCUUGAUUGGUAGUUGUCGGAAUUCUGAGGACAUGGAGCGUGUGGAUCGUUUGAGAAAGCUUUGUGACGUUUUGUGUAUUCGAGAGUAUGUUGAGUUCAAGUUGAAUGUGUCCUUUACGGAUUUGAAGAAUUACCUAGGGUCUGCUGUCAUUGGAAUUCAUACCAUGUGGAAUGAACACUUUGGAAUUGGUGUGGUUGAGUGCAUGGCUGCUGGAACGAUAAUCCUGGCACACAACUCGGGAGGACCAAAACUGGACAUUGUCACAGAAUACCAUGGGAAAAAGACUGGCUUUUUGGCAAGUGAUGAGGAAUCUUAUGCGAAGGCCAUGAAGACUAUAUUUGACAUGUCUGAGGCGGAGCGUUUAGAGAUUCGUUCAAAUGCUCGGGAGUCUGUGAAACGAUUCUCUGAUGAUGACUUUGAAGCUGGAUUCGUUGCUGCCACAGAGGUCUUGUUGCAGAGGAGCUAGAGACAAUAAUUUGGACUGUUGGCUUAUGUUGCUUUUAUUGUGCCUUGAGGUUUAGUUGACGAUUUUUAUGGCUGUCAAUGCAUGGGGAGACAACUUUAUUUUCACAAAAUAGUCGCUCUUCCCAUUCAUAAGGGGGAGAAGUGACAUUCUUGUUCGUUCUAGUCAGUCUGUUGGUUUGAAACAUGUAAAGAACCCCAAGGAAUAGAACUUUGUUUUAAAUCAGCUUUCAAGAGACAGUCACUUCAUAUAGCAACCACCUGUCUAAAAAAACAUUCCUCAUGAAACAGAUCUUUAUAAAAGAUGGUGAUGUAGUCUGUUUGUUAAGAAUUCAGUACAAGUACAAGUGCCAAGAGGAACUUUGUUCUUGACAAUAGCUUUUUCCUUCAAUUGUUAUUUAAAGUGUUGGAACCUAAUCUAUUCCAUAUAUUGAAUGGCACUUACCAAAUGUGCUACUUAUGUUAUUGCAAUGAUUACCUUCAACAAUAAAAAGUUAUGAGAAUUAUUUA